Maniola jurtina (meadow brown) is the source of this 645-nucleotide messenger RNA. RefSeq names its product SOSS complex subunit C homolog B. Gene Ontology annotation, cellular component: SOSS complex; nucleus; nucleoplasm. The coding region runs from base 149 to 499 and encodes 116 amino acids. The transcript is spliced from 3 exons. Lineage: Eukaryota; Metazoa; Arthropoda; Insecta; Lepidoptera; Nymphalidae. The record is from RefSeq and is a predicted model, not a curated record. Gene Ontology annotation, biological process: DNA repair.
UUCCGGUCGGUGAUCUGUGGUGCGGAUGUUAUGGUUUUGGGAUCGCAUUGCAUUUCUGUAAUUUUACGAGUUUAGAUUUUAUUAUUAAGUUUUUAAAGCAAAAGGAUUGCAUGAUUGAUUUUAAAUUCAAACAAUCGGAUUGUAUUAGAUGGCGUUUCCUCAACCAAAUGCACAAAGAGAGUUGACAAAUAGAAAAAUAUUGGAGGAAUUGCAGCUGAAGAAGCAGAUGCUGUUGAAGCAGGGAGCUGUGGCCCCACUCACCGCCACCACCAUCUCACUGACCCAGCCCAGCCCCGUCAGCCAGCUGCCUAUGUGCUCUAUACCACCACUCUCGGCUACAGCGGGGUUCCCACAACUUCCUGAAGCAAAUAUAGUGAACACAAGUCACAGAGCUGCACUGCAGCACGCAAACGCAACAUCUUGUGGCUUCUUUGUGUCUCAAGACUCAUCAUUUGGAAACCAAAUACUGCCUGUUCUACCAAGAUUUGACAAUAAGUGAUAAUCAUCACCAGCCAGAUUUAAUUGCUACUUUUUAACUGGCUUUAUGGCUCUGGGUUCUGACUCUAAGCCUUAAGACUCACAUCUGGCCUCUUCCCCACUUACUUUAUGUCUGCAAUCAUUAAGUUGAAGACCUUGGAGGGGCAU